AGCUGAGUUACACACACUGACUCCAUCAGUCCGAUUGCCCUCUUGUACACAGAAAGAACAGCGGAGGCGUCCCCAAGUUCUGCAAAACAAAGUCGCAAAUUCGCAAUUGUUGAAGAAAUCAGACAGUGUCAAGGCCAUUUUUGUGCUUGAAGCCCUUCCUUGACGUAUCCACUUGGCAUCAUCAUGCAGCCUUCAUUCAAAGAACGCCGGACCUUUGCUCUUCGUUUGAAGGAUGCAGAAACCAUUCGUGAGCAACACCCGACCAAGAUCCCGGUGAUCAUUGAGCGGUACACGGGUGAGAAGCAAUUGCCCAUCUUGGACAAGACCAAGUACCUCAUUCCCGACCAUGUGACCGUAGGGGAACUGGUGAACAUUAUCAGGCGACGACUGGAAUUGCAUCCGAACCAGGCCAUUUUCUUACUAGUCAACCAAACCACUCUGGCCUCUAUUUCGACGCCUCUGACCGACCUUUACAAUCGUGAGAAGGACGAGGACGGGUUCUUGUACAUUGUGUAUGCGUCUCAGGAGACUUUCGGAUAAGAACAACGUACAUUUGUGAUAGAGACGGAAUGAUACGGAAUCGUUAAGAUGUGCUUAAAUCUCACCGACACAACACACACACACAACUCCCUCGACCCGCCCAUUUUCAUCCCUUUUGAAUAUGAUAAUAUCAAUAGCAAUGGUACCGCCUAGUUUGAAUUCAAGGUAAGGCCGGAGAAAGUUUCACCAACACCCCUAUUCCAUCGAGCUCAAAAUCCGCCCGCAAAAAAAAAAUCGUCAAGUACAAAUCACCAUCUCGCUUUUUGUUCAUAGUAAUUUAUCCUUGCUCUUCAUCUUUCUCCUCCUCUAUCCAUUGUGUGUUCGUAUAAUUGUCUAGUGUAACUGAGCUUACGAGAGAAUAUUGUAUCCGAUUUCAAUCCCUGUCAGAACUGCAUUAUCAGUAUCAACACAUCCCCCCCCCCGCCCAACUUUGCCUAUCUCGUGUUGGAUGUUAUCUGUGGAUUACAUAUAACAUUAUUAAUAUUGAACCAAAUUGUGUGCGGGUGCAAAAGAAUGAGAGAUAACUUCUCUUCAUAUGAAUGCCAACUAGAUCUUUCAUCCUUCAAAUAGAUUUGAAAACAGUCCCCAAUAAGCCCUUGUACAACCCCCAUCUCAAACUCCUUAAGCCAUCUGUCUAGUUUCUAUUUUUAAUUGUCAGAAUAUCAAAACAAAAAAAAAACCAAAAACCAUUGUUGUGAGUAGGGUUUAAGGGAUUUCGAAGAGGAAUAAAAGCACCUUGAAUAAAUAUUCUUCAAAAAUA
Messenger RNA from Tigriopus californicus, 1300 nucleotides. Its product is annotated as microtubule-associated proteins 1A/1B light chain 3A-like. Lineage: Eukaryota; Metazoa; Arthropoda; Copepoda; Harpacticoida; Harpacticidae. Gene Ontology annotation, biological process: autophagosome assembly; cellular response to nitrogen starvation; macroautophagy. The coding region runs from base 184 to 540 and encodes 118 amino acids. Gene Ontology annotation, cellular component: autophagosome membrane; cytosol; autophagosome. Gene Ontology annotation, molecular function: ubiquitin protein ligase binding. The transcript has 3 exons. The record is from RefSeq and is a predicted model, not a curated record.